Messenger RNA from Bufo gargarizans (Asiatic toad), 3488 nucleotides. It is a transcript of the gene CDC25B, whose product is annotated as cell division cycle 25B. The record is from RefSeq and is a predicted model, not a curated record. The transcript is spliced from 17 exons. Gene Ontology annotation, molecular function: protein tyrosine phosphatase activity. Gene Ontology annotation, biological process: G2/M transition of mitotic cell cycle; protein dephosphorylation; positive regulation of G2/M transition of mitotic cell cycle. Lineage: Eukaryota; Metazoa; Chordata; Amphibia; Anura; Bufonidae. Bases 493 to 2091 code for a protein of 532 amino acids. Gene Ontology annotation, cellular component: cytoplasm; nucleus.
UCUGCAAUGGGUGGGAUUCUGGGCGAGGGUCCGGGGGGCUUUUCAUAAGGAAAACAGCCUUUACUGGUCUGAAACAAAAGGGACAAUUCCCAUCCAUCAUUUGACAGCACGUGACGUCACCCCUCAAGACGUCCAAUAGUAGAUGACCCCCCCUCACCAUAGCCCCGCCCCUCCUCCCCGCCGGCUCCGCUGAUUGGCUGACUCCGGGCCUCCUGUGUGUGUUAUUAUUCGAAUAUAAAUGUAGAGGCGGCGGCGGAGCAGAGGAGGCCCGGGCGGCGGAGGACACGGAGCUCCCAGUGCUCCAGACAUUCAUCCCCGCGGUCCCCGCAGUCCCCGCACACCGGCCUCCGUGUCUCUGCACAGUAUGGACUCUGCCUGACGCUUCUCUGCACUGUUCUGCACGACCUAAGGCUCUUCUGCACAGUCUGCCGCUCUUCUGCAAGACCUGACUGUUCUGCCGCUCUUCUGCCCGAUCUGCCGCUCUUCUGCAGGAUGGAGAUGGAGAAGCCGCUGAGUGAGCUGAGCCCCGGCCGCCCCGCCGCCUCCCGGCCCUGCACCCUGCUGCCCUGCGGCCGGAGCCUGCUCUGCCCCAACCCCGGGGGCGUCCUGUCCCCGGUCACCAGCCUGGCCUUCACCAUGAACCGGCUCACCGGCCUCGGGAGCCAGGAUGAAACCCCGAAGAGAAAGCGUUCGAUGUCGUCCCUGAGCCGCUCCUCCUCCGCCGACUCCUCGGACUCCGGCCUAUGUUUGGAUUACCCCAGCCCUGUGGAGCCGGAGGCACCCCCGGAGAGCUUUGAGAGAUCUAUUUUUGACAGCGGAGCCCUAAGCAAUGACUUUAAGCCACCGAUCAGAAGAAAGUCGCUGCCGGUGACGCUCCUCCGUGGAAGCCCCGUCCUUAGAAGAUUGUCCAGUGCGUCGGACCUGGAUGUCUCCAGCCCCAUUCACUGCCUCCCCGCAGUCAAAGACAACAAGGAGAACGAAGUCUUUUUAUUCAAAAGGCCGUUCUUGUGUCCGGUGUCCAGGAGUCGGAUUCGUAGUGAUGAGACCUACAAGUCGAGGCCCAACUCUGCCCCCGCCCUCAUGUUCUCCCCCGAGAGGAUUGAGUAUGACUUGGACUCUGAAAGCCCUGUGCGUUUACGCAAGUCCUCCCUGACCUUCUCUCUGCAUGAUGAUGACGAUGACGGCUUCAUGGAGAUCAUGGAUGACGAAGAUGUGAAGGGCGAAUCAAAUCUUCCAACGGGGAUGGAGAACCUACUGACCGGCCCUCUGAAGAAGGACGAGAAGCAGGAGGAGGAUUUAGUUAUAAGGAGUAAAUGCCGCCGCCUCUUCCGCUCGCCAUCGAUGCCAAGCAGCAUCAUCCGACCAAUCCUGAAACGCUUGGACAGACCAGACGAUGACGGCACUCCGGUUAAAACAAAGCGACAUAAAAAUGUGUCGACGGACAAGGUGGAGCCUGAGGUGGUGGAGCCUAAAAUGAAGUUGGGACGUUCCAAGUCUCUUUGUGUUGAAACAGUUGAGAGGAUUCUAGACAGCGACCAAAGGGAUUUGAUUGGCGACUCCUCAAAGACUUGCCUAUUGAGGACGGUGGAUGGUCAGCACCAGGAUCUGAAGUACAUUACCCCAGAAAUGAUGAUUGACGUGCUGGAAGGAAAAUACAAGGAUCACAUCGAUCGCUGCGUCAUUGUAGACUGCCGCUACCCCUACGAAUACGACGGCGGGCACAUCAGGGGGGCAGUGAAUCUCCCGAUGGAACUCGACGUGGAAGAGUUCCUUCUUAGGAAACCGAUUGUGCCGAGCAGCAAGGAUAAGAGGGUCAUCAUCAUCUUCCACUGUGAAUAUUCCUCCGAGAGAGGCCCCCGCAUGUGCCGUUUUGUUAGGAAGCGGGACAGGAACAGCAAUGAGUACCCGAAGCUUCAUUACCCCGAGCUGUAUGUGCUGAAGGGAGGCUACAGAGACUUCUUCCCCAGCAACCAGACCCUCUGCGAGCCGCAGUCUUACCGCUCCAUGUAUCACAAAGACUAUAAGGAGCACCUGAAGCUCUUCCGUACCAAGAGCAAGCGGGACCUCUACAGGCAGCAGAUGAAGUUAUAAGUCGGCAGAGUCUGGAAAUCCAUCUCGCGAAGGCCUCGUCCCGCGGUCGGAACGCCGGUCCCUGGCUCGUCUGUGGAGUCUUCUGUUGUGGACAUUUAGACGGGGGGGUAAUCUCGUGCUACAAAGAACAGACCCCCAGGCUGAAUCUCGUGAUGGGUCCACCACCUCGUAUGGGAAGCGUUAGACCUAGACACCGCCUACGGUGUCCUGCAGGGACCAGACAAUGUCUCCCCUGUUACCAGAAGGACGUCUUCUGCCUGUGUUUGUGUUGUAUAUGUGUAUCCUUGUUGCACGUGCACUUUUAUGAUGUAUUUUAUGGCGGCGGUAACCUCCUCCAAUCAAGCUCCAUGUGUUGGAGCAGCCACCAGGCCGUCACUUUGUCCCUGACUAACAGCGAGGGGCGGUAUCCUAUUUUAUAGUUUUAAGAUUUUUAUUUUUUUAUUUACAAUUUUAUAUCUCCCUCCUGCUUUACUUUCACUUUCUUUUAUAGAAUGUGGGUGCAGGGUUAUAUGUAUAUGUUUACAUAGGCCGUAAUCUAUGCGGCUGCUUCUGAGAUUUGAGACUGAGGGCGGCCAUUUUGUGUCCUAAUCUAUGGGACAGAUGAGGCCACAUGACUGGUUUACCGUCACGUAGUGGGCCGCAUCUAUAGGAGAAAUAUUCUGGAGAGUUUACCAAAAUGAGGUAUUUAUGGGAUGAUGGAUUUAUCAUGAGAUGCACAAUAGGGCAGCUAACGUGCACAGACUGAUACCGGCGCAGUCAAUGAAGAGAAUUAUGCGGAGACGUCCACUUUUGAGAAAAAUUGGUUUUUCAGAAAAAUUUGAAUUUCUGAAAAAUGUCUAUUGCGCAUAUAUAUAUGUAUUAUUUUUUUGGGUUAAUUUCCCUUUAAUAGAAGAAAUGGAGUCGUGGAAUAUUUAGUAUAAAUGGUUAAUCCUCAUCGCCGUGGCUCUGUAUGAAUCGCGUCAUAAAGCACUUCCUUUUUUUCUAAUUGCUUCAUUUGAAAAAAAAAAAAAUCUAAGAUUGUGUAAAUGUUGUAUUUUUGUGCUGGUGUUCCGUGUGGUUGUGUUUUUUUUUACCCGCGUUAUUUUCCUUGUGUUAUAAAGCGUUAUCCCGGAGACUCGUCAGAACCGCCGUCCCAAUGUGUAUUGCACCUCUAACUAUCAUUAUGUAUUGCGCCGCCAUCUUUAAAUGUUCUCUAUUCUAAUUUAUGCUUCUAGUAUUUAUGUGGUUUGCACAAGUAUAUAAUGUUUUUAUAAUAAUGCAAUCUUCUAACGAUCUGUUCGGAUUCCCGUGUGGGAUCAUCGGGGACUGUUCACUUUAUGCCUCCUGUAACGCUCCUCUGCUUUCUGCUUCUUUUAUGUCAAAAAUUCAGGGAUAAUAAAAUUCUGAUUGUUAAAAGU